Messenger RNA from Exophiala oligosperma, 2779 nucleotides. RefSeq lists its product as uncharacterized. Gene Ontology annotation, molecular function: cysteine-type endopeptidase activity. The coding region runs from base 176 to 2731 and encodes 851 amino acids. Gene Ontology annotation, biological process: proteolysis. The record is from RefSeq and is a predicted model, not a curated record. NCBI's taxonomy places the organism in Eukaryota, Fungi, Ascomycota, Eurotiomycetes, Chaetothyriales, Herpotrichiellaceae. The transcript has a single exon.
UGGCUCAGUCCCGUUCUUAGGUUCGGAGUCCAAGAUUCUAGGAUCCUGAGGGGACUUGAGAGAGUUGGGUAGAGCUGCCAGCGUUGUUAUAGCUCUUCCACUGAGAAGCGUUCGCAAAUUGAUAUCUAGCCGAGACAUAACCAGCACGAGGCCCAAGACAAUUUAACAUGUCACUAUGAGUAGCGCGACUCCUGACUCGGGUGCCGAAAAGGCUGGUAGGAUUAUGGAAGUUGCGCAGAACGACAUCGAGCAGUUGGGUCGCCAGAGCGAAGAACAACAGCACAAUGACAACGUCGCCGAGGGAGAGUCUGUUCCAGAUGACGAGGCUGUCAAUGCAAUUCUUACGGGUAAAACACUUGUGGAAUGCGGCUGCAUCCCGCCAACAAAGGACCAUCUGGAUAAUCUGAAGACGUGGAGGGAUGAUAUGAACAACGCUUUGAGGAAAUUGCCGGCGGUUGACGUACAGUACAAAAAUGUCGUGGUCCUCAUGGCGUAUUGGGAAGUGAGCGAUGUUAGCCACUUGAGGAAACAUGCCGACGAACUAGGAGCUGUUUUCAAGGAUUACAACUACAAGGUGGAGACCCAUAUUCUCGACAACCACCCCGAUUCCAAAAAGGCGAAUGUCGACAUCUAUAACGAAUUCAAGGACAAACUGGACGAGGCGAUCCGGAUAGUCAGCAAACAGGAUGAAUCAAACCUCCUCAUUUUGUACUAUGUCGGACACGGCGGUACUCUGGAUGGCAAGAAACCCGGAGAUACAGCGGCGCCGUACGUGUGGCAGCCGACGCAAUCGAGCCCGACUCAUCGUUUGCAAUUCCGACAGUGUCAACCGAUAUUGAUGAACAUGCGCGCCGACGUUCUCUUCAUCUUCGACUGCUGUUACGCCCUCGCCAUGAUUCAGGAAGGCGAAUACGAAAUCUGGAACCAAAGGUCUGAAAUCCUCGGCGCCUCUAGCGCUCUAGAAGAGGCGUCAGCUAUGAGGAAGAGUUCAUUCACGGCCGCCCUGGCCGAGGAACUCAGGAAACGGGCCAGGCAGAGCGGCCAAGGUGCCAAUUGGUACUAUACUCUUCUCACUUCUACGGAGAAGACACGUCACUACAAACUCGUCCAAGCACCUCUCUGGCGCCGGUAUUCCGGACCCUCAUUUCGAACCGGCAUUUUCCUCCAAGACAUGAAUUGGAAGUCUUCUCCGCAGACCGGCGCUACUGCAGCAGGUGCGGACACCGACUCCGGCCUUGGCUCGUCUACUGCAUCGAUCACAUCACAGGCGAGACUGUGGCAGGACACCAUCAACAACCUGACGGAUCUGUCCGAUGUCCGAGUUCUAAUCAAAAUACGUUUGCGAAAUCCUGCCGAGCAGCUCCUAGAUGCGGACUGGAUGGAUAUGUUCGAACACAGGCCAUCGAACAUUGCCAGCAUCGAGGUGAACGUUGCGAGCAAGGUGGUCUGCCACGGAAUAUUCGAGAGCGACUCCAGCAUCCUGCUGGUGACUGUCCCCAUUUGGCUCUGGCAAACGGUCCAGCACAACACUUCAUAUGAGAAUCUAGGUGUCGUACACUCUGACAAUCUUCUAGCUCCUGGCCGCGCUGCAGGGGCGUUAGAAGUCGCCACCGCUUUCUCCCCGCUCGUGAGAGCGAAGCAAAAGCAGACGACACUGGAUGAACGCAGACCCUCAGUGGCAGUACCGACUCGGGCGAUAGGUAUUACUCCAGCUGACCAAGCACUUUCGAAGCGUGGAUUCCAAGUUGAGCCUGCAGGAAUGAACCCCAUGGCUAUUGAAAGAGGGCGUUCUGAGGGGGACCAAAUCAAUCGAACAGAGAGGAGGCUUGAGCGACGAGAGCUAGAGCUCAUGCGAAGGGAGCUAGACGUGAGUAAUAGGGAAUGGAAAAUUCUCGAGGGAACAGUGCUCGAGAGGAAGGUGGAAGCCGUCAAGGGAGAUUUGUUGAAGCAGCGAGUAGAGGUGGAUGCCGGAGGUGAGAAACUAAAAGAGCUGAAGAAUGAAGUGAACGUCACUGCGACUGGGAUGAAAGAGCUGGAGGGAGAGGUAAAGGCUGCUCAACAGAAAGUCAUGCAGCAGCAGAUGGACAUGGGUCUCGCGGAAGCAAAGCUCAAGGAGCUCAAGAACGAGAUAAAUUCUGUCAAGUAUGAAAUUACGCGGCAGCAGUAUUAUGCUGAGUUAAAGCUCGCAGAAUUUCAGCAUGAGGCAGACGUUAUAGAAGAGAGAGUUCGGUAUCAACAACACAAAGUGAAUCUCGCACGGAUGGUGCUUAGGAACGAUGCGGCAGUCGCGGAAGUCCAGGUCAAAGAGCUUGAUCACGGAGUUGAUGUCGCUAAGGAUAAACUCAAGCAACAUCAAGUCGGGUUGAACCUCGCAGAAGACAAAAUUAGGGAGCUCGAAGAGAGGGAGAAACUUGCAGAAGAGAGGAAACGCAGACACGAAGAGUCUGUCCGGCUGAUAGAACGCAGGCUGGUGGAACGCGAGCGAGCUGUGGCGAAAAGAGAGCUGCUGCUACGACAGACUAAUGGCAGGAACUCCAAAAGCAUGGCCGUGCUUUCGGACACAUUGACUGCAGUCAAUGACCUGGUGUCUUCCGACCCUUGGCUGGGGCGAGGCUGGGGGAAAUUGGUGAAGAAUAUGCCAAAUUCCCGCUUUCAAGAUAUGGUGGCAAAGAAGACUGACAUGGUGGGCAAUCGUGAAGUCCGCAGAAUUCUGGCAGGAAAAGGUAUGUGAAGAUAAGAUCAGGGGUCUCAGCGGGUCUUGAGUUGAGAUGUAUUGUAG